Messenger RNA from Myxocyprinus asiaticus (Chinese sucker), 3019 nucleotides. RefSeq names its product peroxisomal membrane protein PMP34 (gene slc25a17l). The record is from RefSeq and is a predicted model, not a curated record. The coding region runs from base 183 to 1106 and encodes 307 amino acids. Lineage: Eukaryota; Metazoa; Chordata; Actinopteri; Cypriniformes; Catostomidae. Gene Ontology annotation, cellular component: peroxisomal membrane. Gene Ontology annotation, molecular function: coenzyme A transmembrane transporter activity; ATP transmembrane transporter activity; ADP transmembrane transporter activity. The transcript has 9 exons.
UUCAUCAAUUCGGAUGUUGUGGUUUCGCAAUUCAUCGUGAUUCUGCGGUCGACACAUAACAGUGAUUAUGAAUAAAGUCUGGGAAUAAGUAGUAUUUGUUGUGACUGAAGUAGGCAGGCUGAUCUGGACUGUGUAGUACGCAGUUAUCAGGUUUUUAAGACAGAAUAAAGAGUAAAUGAGAGAUGUCAGGCGGUCUGUUGUCAUAUGAAACACUAGUGCAUGCUGUGGCAGGAGCGAUGGGCAGUGUUACAGCAAUGACAGUGUUUUUUCCUCUGGACACAGCCAGAAUCAGACUGCAGGUGGAUGAAAGCAGGAAGUCUAAGUCCACCCCCAUCAUUCUGGCUGAGAUUGCAAAGGAGGAGGGCAUAUUGUCUCUCUAUCGUGGCUGGUUUCCUGUCAUAUCGAGUCUGUGCUGCUCUAACUUUGUCUACUUCUACACGUUCAACACACUGAAGAGAGGGAUGAUCUCGGACAAGUCCAAACCUGGCACAGAUUUGCUCAUGGGCUUCAUAUCAGGAGCAGUUAACGUGCUUCUGACAACCCCCAUGUGGGUGGUGAACACACGGCUGAAGCUUCAAGGGGCAAAGUUCAGGAACGAGGAGCUCCAUCAGACCCAUUAUAAGGGCAUAUUUGACGCCUUCUCCCAGAUAAUAGCCAAUGAGGGAGUGGGAAGUCUGUGGAACGGGAUGCUGCCAUCUCUUGUGCUGGUGUUUAAUCCUGCAGUGCAGUUCAUGUUUUAUGAGGCUAUGAAACGAAAAGCAGGACGUGGAGGCAGGAAGAUAUCAUCACUUGAGAUCUUUCUUAUCGGUGCCAUUGCUAAAGCUAUCGCGACAUCAGCAACAUAUCCACUGCAGACAGUUCAGGCCAUUCUAAGGUUUGGGCAAUUUAAAUCAGAUGGUAAAGGAGGUCUACUGGGCAGCCUGAGGAAUGUGGUUUAUUUACUAAUGGACCGAAUCAAGAGACAUGGAUUGUUGGGCCUGUAUAAAGGUCUAGAGGCAAAGCUGCUCCAGACAGUGUUGACAGCAGCGCUCAUGUUCGUCGUGUAUGAGAAGAUAACUGCAGCCACAUUCAAACUGAUGGGCCUUCAGAGGAAACUCAAGCACUGAGAUACUGUAGCCUUCACCACUGAACCAUAUGAACUAACAAGAGAAAGACUAAUUCAUUACUACCUCUCAAGAGGAGGAGCUCAGUGCAUCCCAUCACUCAUUGCUCCUCUAACACUGGAUAAUCUGGGUAUGGUCUCAAUUGCACCGUCACAUAGUUCAGUUUAGUGAUUUUAAUUUUGCUUAAAAUCGAAAGGGUUUUGGCAAAUUGCUUUAAAAAAAAAAAAGUACAUACACACUCAAAUUUCCUUUAUAAACCUCUUUCUGGAUUGCAGAGAAUCUUGCUUGCAGAUAUAAAACUUGGUCCCUUUCACAUCUCAAAGUCUCGCUUUGACUUCCACAUGAACAGCAUUGCAGAUAAUUUAUUAAUUUGCAUAGAAAACAAUUUUAGAGAAGUAAUUUGUUAUGGAUUACUUUUUAAGUAUCUUGCCCAAUGCUGGUAGAUACACGUAUCAUGAGUGUUGUUUUGAUUUGUACACAGAUUUAUUUACUGUGUUUCGAAACGUCCAUGGUAAAUCAAGGCACUGCAGUUGAUGUGUGGCAUCUGAAAGGGCCUUUUAGAGCAAAAGGCAAAAUCUGUGUUAAUAAAAGCAGCAAGACUUAAAUUAUAACAACAUAUUAAUAUAGCUCAAGCAUACACUGCCUGGCCAAAAAAAAAGUUGCAUACUCUAAUAUUUUGUUGGACCACCUUUAGCUUUGAUUACGGUGCACAUUAAGCGUGGCAUUGUUUCGAAAACCUUAUGCAAUGUCACAUUUCCGCCCAGAGUUGCAUUCAUUUUUGGCUGAGAUCUUGUAUUGAUGACGGGAGAGUCGAAUCACUCCGUAAAGUCUUCUUCAGCACAUACCAAAGACUUUCAAUGGGGUUAAGGUCAGGACUCUAUGGUGGCCAAUUCAUGUGUGAAAAUGAUGCUCCCUGAACCACUCUUUCACAAUUUGAGCCCGAUGAAUCUUGGCAUUGUCGUCCUGGAAUGUGCCCGUGCCAUCAGUGAAGAAAAAAUCCAUUGAUGGGAUAACCUGGUCAUUCAGGUACUCAGCUGACUUCAUUUUAUUUCUGCAUAACGUUGCUGAGCCUAGACCUGACCAAUUGAAGCAACCCCAGAUCAUAACACUGCCUUAAAUCCAAACGGCGACUUUGUUUUUUGGCCAGGUAGUGUAUCAUGAUGGGGGUCUUGCUUUUCUGAAUUUAAUGGCAAAUGUUUGAUUUUCAGAGUGAAACUGGAAAGUUUUUUUAAAGUGCUACAGCAGGAAGAUUUAUCAGAUCGAACGUUCAAAGGUCUGAUUAGAUCAUGCGGUCAUUAAUUAAUUAGGCACAAAUUGUACCGUCCUUGGAUAAAUAGUGGAGCUUUAUCAUAGAUAAGAGUAUGAUGUGCUGCUAUGUCACGUGAGACUAAAGAUUGAUCUGGGGAAUCAAAUAUAUUUAUUAAUUAUUGUCAAUACUAUGGCUGGAGGUAUGUUCAUGUGUCUAGUUUCAGAACCACGAUUGGAGCAAAUCCAUCACAUUAAUAGUCUUUUCUGAUCUUUGAAAGGAUUGUCAGUGAGAGUUUUUAAUAUAGCUAUGAUGACUACUAUAUGUGGGACUGUUUAUUAAAGUUGUAACAUACAGAGAAUGCCAUUAUAUUAAGUGUACUAAAGUAUUCAAAUCACUAUAUCAAUUAAUGAACAAACUGAUUUGACUGUAUUAGUUUGCAUAUAUUGUGUCUUUGUUGAAUUAAGUUUACAUCACUCUGAAAAGAUGUUUAUUCAGCACACAUUAGAGGCAUUUUAAUAACACAGGGCUCAAUAUAUAUAGACGCAACUAAAAACAAAGUACAUUUCUUGGUACCAUACUAGAGGUCUACCGAUAGGGGGGUUUGCCGAUACCGAUAACUAAUGUGGUGGAAAAGGCAGACAACCGAUUAAUCGACCGAUAGUUAAAA